This is a messenger RNA of Carassius gibelio (silver crucian carp), 1051 nucleotides long. Its product is annotated as POC1 centriolar protein homolog B. The record is from RefSeq and is a predicted model, not a curated record. Bases 162 to 521 code for a protein of 119 amino acids. NCBI's taxonomy places the organism in Eukaryota, Metazoa, Chordata, Actinopteri, Cypriniformes, Cyprinidae. The transcript has 5 exons.
CCAGGGCAUUUCAGUCAAUGUUCACACUGCAUGCAUGUUUAUUUGUGUAAUAAUCACUUUUUUUGGCAUCAGUGCUCUCAUUUCCUUAGAUUAAUCCCAUUGUUGCUGAUACUCAGUCUGGUGACCCUCAGGUGGUUGAAGUGGGACGUGUUCUUUUCUUCAUGGCGGAUGUAAGAAGCCAUGACUGUGCAACAAGCCGCAGAGAUCAGCCCAUCUCAGGUCCAGGUCAGACUCAUAUGCGACCCAGAGAAGAGGAGGAUGAAGACCAACAAGAAAGGCUUGCUGGUGGCAUGACAACAUCUAGAGAAGAGUGCUUGGGUAUCCCAUUAAGCUUUACUGGCACUCUGGAGAAUAUUGUGCAGCAGUUGGACAUCCUGACCCAGACCGUUGCCGUCCUUGAAGAGCGUCUUACGCUGACUGAAGACAAACUGAGGACAUGCCUUGACAACCAGGUCCUGCUUCUGCAACAGACACAACAAGUGGAUGGAUCUGAUGAGGAAGCCGAGGGACAAUCUCUGUGAGGGAAACCCCGGUGGUCCUCACUUCAGUGGUCUUUUUAUUCACCCGGGAAUGCCAUAUGUGUGAGAAAUCAUUGGUGUUGCUGGAGGAGGAAAUGUGGGAACAGGCUGUCCCUGCUGCUGAUAAGAAAGUACGGAACUUCCCACCUUCCACACAUGGGACCGUGCCUUUAACUGGAAAGAGGUACUGCCAGGGGUCAUUGCAAAACCAAGAACAUCCAUCCUGUCUCCCCACAACCUGUUUGAGAAAUCUGACCUUGUCAAAACGUAUUUUCUUUAUAUUGUAGAAAUGAUAAGAUGAACAGAACUUCCUGUGGUGAAAAAAUAUAUAAUUUCUUUAAAUGUUAGUAAUUGUAAGUGGGGUUAUUGCACACAGGGGUUUGCAUAGACACUGAAAUGUAUAUAAUUGGCAUUUUGACAGCAUCUAAAACCUAAACAAUUUACUACUUUUAGGUACAUAGAAUAUUAUAUUAACGGAAUUAAUAGGCUGAUUUUAUUGUGUUUAUUAAAAUGUGACUUCUGUUGCUAUUCAU